GUGUACCUUUUCACAUAGCAAUAAAACAGAUUGUGGUUUUUAUGGAGUGAGUGGUGUUAUAUCUGUCAAUCUUAUGUGUUUAAAUACGUAAAUGUGUGAAAUUCAGGAUUUUGCUGUUGAGCAUAAGGAUAUUUAUAUAAAGAAAUAUUCGGGGUGCUCAGAAAUGGACUUAUACAUCACCGACUCACUCCAGGAUAUGCUGGACAUGGACAUCAAGAACGAGAUGGCUACAGAUUUAAGCAGUAUAACGGAUUUUCCGGAUUCCCUGGGAUUAAAUUUUUCCGAACUCCCUCCCCUAUUAGAUAUGGAUACAGACAAUUCUUCGAUAUGGCUCAACAACUCGUCUAAUAGUUUUGUUCACAAUUUAGACCUGUACGGUUCCGAAGCAAACGCCGUAAUGGUGAAUCCUAACUCUGUAAUGCCGUCCACAUUCGCUGAAACUCCGGUAAAGAAUAUUGUUAAGGAAGAGGCUUCAAAUUUAUUACUAACUUCAGCAGCCAGCAGUGAUUCAAAUAGCAACACGUCGGCACCCAGCCCUAAAGAGGAGAAGAGCCAUCUUACCUUCUCACCGAACACGAUCAAGGUACCUAAGGUGGAACCAGAGGAGCCCGUUGUCAAGAAAUCCCUUGAAGAAGCCACACAAAUGGUCAUCUAUGUGCGAAAACAGGACAAGCAUGUAGUGAAGGAUUUAUUUAAGGACUUGGACACUAGCAAACUGAAGGCCAACACCACACCAACGCACACUCAAACCGUCAGGAUAAAGGCAGCCCAGGAACUAAUAAAAGUCAAUAAUAAAAACUGUUCAAUUCUGAACACGAGCCAAAAAGUAACGCAACAAUUAGGAACUAAAACCAUUAUUUCCGGCAAUAUUCAUAUAUUAGACGCACAGCAAUCUAGGACAAUUUUAGCAAAUAGUAACAAGAGUCAAGCGACAAUACUAAUUGACAACUCUUCGUUGAAUAAUAAUAGGCAAAUAAUUAAGACUUCAGUUAACGGAGCGUUCACAGUGGACGCGAGCCAAGCGAAGUUUGUAAACACGACAACCAAGCUCACUGCCGGGGCGGGGGAGUUCCCUAAGCCCGCGUAUUCUUACUCUUGUCUGAUCGCGAUGGCGCUCAAAAACUCAAGGACCGGUAGUUUACCCGUGUCAGAGAUUUACAACUUCAUGUGUCAACAUUUCCCUUAUUUCAAAACGGCGCCAAAUGGCUGGAAAAAUUCAGUACGUCACAAUCUUAGUUUAAAUAAAUGUUUUGAGAAAAUUGAAAAGCCGUCGACGAAUGGCAGUCAAAGAAAAGGUUGCUUAUGGGCGAUGAAUCCGUCGAAAGUGGGGAAAAUGGACGAGGAAGUUCAAAAGUGGUCACGGAAAGAUCCUCAGGCCAUUAAAAAGGCGAUGGUUUAUCCAGAAAGCUUAGAAGCGCUAGAACGGGGCGAGAUGAAGUACAGCGGAGCGGCGGGAGACGCAGAAGAUGACGACGCAGACGUAGACCCCGACGCCGAGCUCGACGCGGACGUCGAGAUCGACCCCGAGAUCAAGACUGAGGUCGACGAGGAGGAGAUCAUCGAGCAGGAGGUGUCAGACCAGGAGCUGGAGGUGGAAGAGGUGUCGGGCACGGGCAUGGUGGGCGGCACGUACCGCCUGCUGGCCGCGUCCGGCGCGCUGCACGAGUACCUCGAGCCCGACGACGACGAGAGCGACAUCGAGGUGUUAGAUCAAUCCUAUGAAGAAAUCGAUAUCGACGUAACAAAACCCAUGAAGUUGGACCUAUCAGUCACAGAAAAUUAUACAAUUCAUUCCGCGAAGAGGGCGAAGACGAGCUUCAUCUACCAGCCGGUGACGACGCAGGCGCACACAAGCCGACGGAAAACGCCGCUCGUCAACCGGGUCGCGCUCAUCUAGAGCUCCACACG
Molecule: messenger RNA, 1908 nt
Organism: Cydia fagiglandana
Lineage: Eukaryota; Metazoa; Arthropoda; Insecta; Lepidoptera; Tortricidae
Gene: jumu
Exons: 9
Coding region: 92-1897 (601 amino acids)
Biological process (GO): regulation of transcription by RNA polymerase II
Molecular function (GO): transcription cis-regulatory region binding; DNA-binding transcription factor activity, RNA polymerase II-specific
Source: RefSeq, a predicted model, not a curated record